GUUAAAAUCGAAAGCAGAUCGACGCUGUGAACAGCGACCUCCGGCGCUCCGACGGCCGCCGACGAGCCGCUCACCUCCGGGAUGUCGCUGUCAAAUCAACUCCGGACGCCCGCAGCUGGAUUCAGUUUCGAAAACACAGCAAGGAAUGCUGCCUUGGAGGGUCACCUGGACGGACAGACCCCCAAAGCCCUGAAAACAGGCACCACCAUAGCAGGAGUGGUGUUCAAGGAUGGGGUGGUUCUGGGCGCCGACACGAGAGCCACGUCCAGUGAAGUGGUGGCAGAUAAGGCGUGUGCCAAGAUCCAUUACAUUUCUCCAAAUAUAUAUUGUUGUGGAGCAGGUACAGCAGCAGAUACAGAGAAGACCACGGACCUCCUCUCCUCCAACCUCGCCAUCUUCUCUCUGAACAGCGGGAGGAACCCUCGCAUCAUCAUGGCCGUCAACAUACUGCAGGAUAUGUUGUACAGGUAUCACGGGCACAUCGGAGCCAGUCUCAUACUGGGAGGAGUAGACUGCACUGGGAACCACAUGUACACAGUGGGGCCAUAUGGGAGUGUCAACAAGGAACCAUACGUUGUUAUGGGAUCUGGUGAUUUGGCUGCACUUGGGAUUCUAGAGGAUGGAUAUAAACCUGGUCUGGAGCUGGAAGAGGCGAAGGAGCUGGUGCGCGGUGCCAUCCAGGCAGGCAUCAUGAAUGACCUCGGAUCAGGACACAACAUUGAUAUCUGCGUUAUCACCAAACGAGGUGUAGACUACAUCAGACCCUACCAGGAGUCCAAGUACAAAGACAACAGGAAACACAAGUACACAUAUCGUCCAGGCACCACCGCGGUUUUGUCAGAGAAAGUUAUUCCUUUGAAGCUGGAGGUUGUGCAGGAGACGGUGCAGCGGAUGGACACGGACACAGCCUGAGCCAUUUAAAACCAACAUCCUUUUUUUUUUCUUUUUAUCAGCAAACAUGUUUUAAACAAACAUCUGUCUCAAGGGUUUGAUCGAGUCUUCUGCUGCUACAUUCCAACAUGACUAAUUGUUCAGAAAAUGUCGUUAAUCUGUUAAUAAAAGAAUAAGAUUAUAACACUGAUUUUUACAAUAUGUAUUACACAUUAAAAACCAUAAAUAAAAUAUUUAUAAACAGC
Thalassophryne amazonica is the source of this 1136-nucleotide messenger RNA. RefSeq names its product proteasome 20S subunit beta 13a (gene psmb13a). The record is from RefSeq and is a predicted model, not a curated record. The transcript is spliced from 8 exons. Gene Ontology annotation, cellular component: proteasome core complex. Gene Ontology annotation, molecular function: threonine-type endopeptidase activity. The coding region runs from base 82 to 912 and encodes 276 amino acids. NCBI's taxonomy places the organism in Eukaryota, Metazoa, Chordata, Actinopteri, Batrachoidiformes, Batrachoididae.